GGCGGAGGUGGGCCCCUCCAGUUGCGGGCAGCGGCCACUGUGGGGGGAAGCGACAGUCACCGAGAAGCGCCCGGCGAGCUGCUCCCACUCUGCCCACGUGCGGGGACCGGCAGGGGCUUCCCGGAGUUGCGCGCCUGGACUGGGCAGCAGGGAAGGACCCGGGGGUGGCAGGCGAGUCCCCGCGUGCGGAGGGUGUCGAGGCAGGGGCUGCCGGGCAAAGUGCGCGGGCUGCCGUCCUGGCCACCGCCAAAGCCAUGGCUUCCAAACUCCUGCGCGCGGUCAUCCUCGGGCCGCCCGGCUCUGGCAAGGGCACCGUUUGCGAAAGGAUCGCCCAGAACUUUGGCCUCCAGCAUCUCUCCAGCGGCCACUUGUUGCGGGAGAACCUCAAGACCGGCACGGAAGUUGGUGACGUGGCAAAACAGUACCUAGAAAAAGGUCUUUUGGUUCCAGAUCAUGUGAUCACUCGCCUAAUGAUGUCAGAACUGGAGACUCGGAGUGCCCAGCACUGGCUGUUAGAUGGAUUCCCGAGGACAUUAGUGCAGGCAGAAGCCCUGGACGGAAUCUGUGAUGUGGACCUAGUAAUCAGUUUGAAUAUCCCUUUUGAGACACUUAAAGAUCGUCUGAGCCGACGGUGGAUUCACCCUUCUAGCGGGAGGGUCUAUAACCUGGACUUCAACCCACCUCAAGUGCAGGGGAUUGAUGACAUCACUGGUGAGCCACUUGUCCAACAGGAAGAUGAUAAACCUGAAGCAGUUGCUGCCAGGCUAAGACGGUACAAGGAUGCGGCAAAACCAGUCAUCGAACUGUACAAGAGCCGUGGAGUGCUCCACCAGUUUUCUGGGACGGAGACUAACAGAAUCUGGCCUUAUGUUUACACACUUUUCUCCAACAAGAUCACACCUAUUCAAUCCAAAGAAGCAUACUGAGCCUGCCAUGGGAAGAACCAAGAAGACGUGGCCGCCCACUCAAUCAUGCGUGUAGUCUUGGUGACCUGGCCCAAUUAGAAGCCAGCUGAGAUAGCUUGCAGCAUCUUUUCUAGUUUCAGUGUUGAAGUAAUGAGGAAAAUCUAGUAGGUAGAAAGAAUUCAGGAAGAGGGAAACCCUCCUCUGCCUUUGAAAAGGGCUCUGCGGGUGCAUCACGCCCUUCACAGGAACGAGUAUAGACUGGAUCUCCACCAGUGUUGAGCCACGUGCUAGCUACCAGAGCCUUUUUGCAUGCAGUGGUGGGCUCUUUGGUUUAUCCCACCUUCCACAGGCUAUGAAACCACAGCACUGUAUGCCUGAGAACUUGAAGGGCUGUGGUCCUGGCUUGUCCAUUGCCAUACACUCUGACAGUUGAUGCUAAUUGCACUCGGUGGUUGCUUUUCUCCAAUGACUGUCUCUCCCUGGCUCUCAGACAUCCUCGUUUCUGUUGUCUGAAUCUUCUCGUCUGCUUGCUCCCUUCUCAGGCUAUUCAGUCCCACGAUGGCUUCUGCAUUUACCCCUUGAAUUUCCUUUAUACAAACUGAGAAGUAGGUGACUGGGUUCAGUCUUUUCCUUCUCCCUAAACAGCUGCUCUAUCUUGAGCCCACCCUGUACCUUUUAUUGUUUAAAAAAAGAUCCUCCCAAAGUCUUCAGGGUUCUCGAAAACCAAGGGAAAUGCUUCCUUAUGGAAAUGUGGGGUGAUUGUAUCUUCUAUGUAGAAGUAGUAGUAAUUGUAUGGAAAUCACUGGACUAAUGAGAUGGUUGGGUGCAAGGAAAGGUGAAUAUUGAACAUGCUGCUAAAUAUUAACGCUGUCAGUGUUUUUCUUCUGUGAGUGACUAACCAGACGGUGAGAGGUCAGAAAAGGGAGCAAGCCUCUGAGGGCUUGGAGCAUCUUGCACUAGCUAUACAUAGCACCUGCACUGAGUAAGACAGCUUUACUGUUUUGGGAAUGCAGAGUCCUUUUGUUUAUUUUCUUCCUAUUCCAAAGAUGCAGUCUAUAGGUGGUCAUAAAGUCCAGAAAUGAAGAUACUAAGGUUUUAUCAGUCAUUGUGUGUCAAGAAAGCAUUUGUUAAGACUUUCCUUCCUGGAUCCCAGACUUGUUGGCCACCUUGUUAUAAUUUUUACUCUUUUCUGGGAAGAACAGGGAAAUGUCUUCCCACUGCCUUAAAAAGGUGUCCUGCAUCCGCCUGUCCCCAGGAGGUGGUCCUUUAUUAUUGGUGGUGACUUAGUGUGACAUCUCAUAGUCUGUGUGGGGUCAGGGUGUGGGGUGGGCUUAGCACUUUAGUGGAUUAAGAUAUUAUUCCAUUCUGAAGGUGUCGUGUGUUCUGUGCUCCUGAGUCUGUCUGCCUUCCUGUACUGCCUGGACUCCCGUGGUUCCUCUCAGUCGUUUUUCAUGUGCAUGUUCUGCGGCUGCCUUAGUGGAGAUGCAGGCCAGCAUUCCCACUCAUGUUCUCAGUACAGAGAAGUAAGCUUCCGGAGUGCAGCUGCACGGGGCAGGUGACCAUCUGGGCAGUGUCGUGAUGCUGAGCACCUUGGAAGCUUACAUCUGGCUGGCACUUGGUAGGGAUUGGGUGAUAAAAGCCCAGGCUUCCUGGAGGAGCAGGUCAGGAGAGGGAAACCCUGAGAUUAUUCCCAGGAACCAAGGGAAGUAGGGAGUAAAAGGGAUUCAGGGUAAUUGAAGAGAGGUAGGAAAACUUCAAACUUUUCUUCCCCUCUUGUAGAGUCUGGGGAGAGCAAUAGGGUGUGAGCAGUUCCUUGCCUUCACACUGCUGUUUCUCUAUGCAGUUCAAGCUCAGUAGACUACAGUAGCCCCAGUGAGACCCCAGGGUCAGAAGAGCAGCAAGGGGCAGAGACAUCUUUUCCAAAGUCUUGGGUGAUUUCAUGUCUAUUGGUGUAAAGGUGUUUUCUGCGGCAGGCUUGGCUGACUUUGUGGAAAUGGUCAUAAAUACUGACAGUGUCUUGACGAAGGCUCAGUGGAAGCAACGUCCUUUCCUUCUCAGGCCACACGUGGCCAAGAGUCUGGGUGGUCUCUGAGGUUCUGACUUUACGUUCACGGACUCCUCGUUCAGUUUGCUUCCCACAAACCUCUUGGGAAAGGCUGCAUGUUUAUUCCUCCAGUAUUUAUGUCAAAAAAAAGGUGCUAUGAAGGAGGCCCUCUGAGUGAAGUGCGCACUCGCCGAGCCUUUAUAAGCAUUGUGGUGAAUCUUCCCAGGCACAACCAAUAUUUCCUAUAAACAAGAGUCCAGGAUAUGAAGUCUUGCCCAGGCUUUCCUGCUUCUGGAACCCUUGGCCUUUUACAGGGUGUUAGUUGUCUCUCUUGACCUAAGCAACCUGGGGCCCUGAGCCUCUUAGGUCUGCUUGUGGCCUCAGGGAGAGUGGCUGCGCGAGGCUAUUUCUUUUUAUGCUCUUUGCCUAAGCAAAAGGAGUUCCCAGACACAAGACGUUAAGGCAGGCUGGGUUUAGACCAGGUCAAUCUGCCUCAAUUCUAGGUGUCAGGAAGCCAUAUGAAAGCUGACAUCUACUGAAACAUUAAAAUUAGCCAUAACUGUUACCCUUAUUUUUGGUGUGGCAAACUGCACAAUUCUUGCCAGAAUAAAUGCCAUCAACUGCCUCAGGGCACUCCUUGGUUUGACUGUUCUUUAUGUGGUUGGGUGUGAGGGGGACAGGCUAAGGAAGCCAUUGCCCAGGACUCCAUCCUGACUCCCUCUAGUGACAGACAGGAAGCACAGUGUCUUUUAAUAAAAGGCUCCUGUUUAAAACCUUUGCAGGGAGUACUGCACCUUCUCUCUGGGAUUUGGGAAAAGGGAAGAAAAAUUGAAAACCCCGGGUUUUGUGUGAACUGCAAGAAAUGGUAGGGCUCAAGGCUUCUCUAGUUUUAUGAGAACUUGUACUACUGAAUUUGCGAAUUUUGUUUUUUUUUUGAGCUGGACCGAUCUCUGGGGGACUACAUUGAGCUAUGAUGGCAUUUCACUGUGAUCCCCCAAGUUCAAGCUAGUCUUUAACUCAAUGUUGGUUUAAGUUUCCCUGGAGCUGACACGUCAGCUUUUCUUCAGUGACAGUUGGUGUUCCUCUUGAUUUGGGUAUAUGUGCUUAAUUCAGAGUCUGUUCUGUAUCUGCUAUCCUAACUAUUCAUUGUAUUCAUUGAUUUUUGUUUUGUUUUGUUACCUUGCUUGAAGAUUGAUUUGUAUUGAAUUUGAUAGAAAUAAAUGUUUUUCCGCUUAAUA
Mus caroli (Ryukyu mouse) is the source of this 4187-nucleotide messenger RNA. RefSeq names its product adenylate kinase 4 (gene Ak4). Gene Ontology annotation, cellular component: mitochondrion. The record is from RefSeq and is a predicted model, not a curated record. Gene Ontology annotation, biological process: nucleobase-containing compound metabolic process. Gene Ontology annotation, molecular function: ATP binding; AMP kinase activity. Lineage: Eukaryota; Metazoa; Chordata; Mammalia; Rodentia; Muridae.